AAGAGAGAUGAGCUGAUUCAGUCUUUAGUUUCAAUAGCUUAUUGGCUCUUGGCUGCUCAAUGCAGUGCUGCACAUACAUGAGUGUGUAUACUAUACUUAAUGUACAGCAGCGACAGACGAUGUGUUGUUGAUAAGAAAUACGGUACGAGAUACGAUACGAGAGUAGGUAAUGCUAUAAUAUAUAUUUAGAAGCUAGAAAUGCGAUAACAAUCAGUUUUUUAAUGACUCCGAAGCUUAAAUUUAACAAUCGCUUUGUUAAGUUGUUAUACAUACACAUACGUAAUACGAUUAGCCUCCUCUGUUGAUUUAAAUUCAGAUCACAGUCUAAGUUUUUAUUUGCUUUAUCAACAUGAGCAUGCAGCUAUCCUAGAGCGCAGAGAGCGCAAAUAUUUUCAGUAUUCUUUAUGGAGUCUUGUUAAAUAAACGCUUGAGCAACGGAUACAUGAAUAAGUGAAAAAAUCUCUCAUUUCAUUUUCUGUACGAAAUCAAUAGCCCAAAGUGAAGGCGGCAAAAGCGAGUUUAGCAAAAAGUUUCAAGCAUACAAAAAAUCAAAUAGAAUAAAUAAAACAAAAAAAAAAAAAAAAACAAAAAAUGGAAGUUUACACAACAGACAGCAGUGACACCGAUUCGCGUGAACAGAAAACUUUGGAUUACGGCCGCAUGAACUUGAUCGAUAUAAAUUUGGAAGAUGAUUUGCACUCUGACGCCAAGAUAUCAAUAAAGUCAAUCAAAGACAUUGAAAUUCUUUUGCUCAAUCAUAACCGUUUAACACGAUUGCCAAGAACCCUACGAAACUUUUUAAGCCUACGUGUAUUAGAUUUAAGUUCAAAUUGUUUAAGAGAAUUGCCGGAUAUCAUAGGGCAAUUACCUUUGAUUACCUUGGUCGCCAAAAAUAAUCAAUUAACCAAUAAAUCAUUGCCGAAAUCGUUCAUUAUCAAAAAUCAAAUUUCAUCGCUGAAAGAAUUAAAUCUAAGCGGCAAUAUGUUGACGCACUUCCCCGAACAAGUAACUGAGUUGAAGAACUUACGCUACUUAUAUGUGGGCGGCAAUCAAAUUUGCAGCAUUAGCAAAGAUAUCUGGCGGAUGCAAAGUCUUCAAGUGCUUUCUGUUGGCGGCAAUCUUCUUACUGAUGUUCCCGAUACAGUGGGCUUACUUAGUCAAUUGCAAGCUUUAGUGUUAUGCGACAAUCUUAUAGAAAAUUUACCCACCAGCAUAGCGCGGCUCAAAAAUCUCAAAUCGCUCCUAUUGCAUAAAAACCGUUUAAAGCAUUUACCUAAAGAUAUAGUUGCCUUAAAAAAUCUAGCGGAGCUCAGUUUACGUGACAACCCUCUGGUGGUACGUUUCGUUCAGGACAUGUCGUUAAAUCCUCCGACUUUAAUGGAGUUAGCUGCGCGAAUCGUGAAAACGGCUGCUGUGUCGGUAGAGCCCGGAGACUUACCGCAGACAAUUCUCGAUUAUUUGUCUUGCGCCAAUUGUUGCGUUAACCCUCAGUGUAAAGGCGUUUUCUUUGAUAAUCGCGUGGAGCACAUAAAAUUUGUCGACUUUUGCGGCAAAUAUCGUGUUCCGUUGCUGCAAUAUUUAUGUUCAUCCAAGUGUAUAGAACAUGAGGUGCCUACUCGUCCACAAACAAAUGGUGCUACACGUGGCUACAUGAUGCGCAAAGUUCUGUUGGGUUAACACUGGUUCGAAAUUAAACAAAUCCAAUAACAAGUCACGGUAUGGGAGCUAUUUGUGCACUAAACAUUUAAUUACAAUAAAGAGAUAAAAUACCACAACCUGUUGUCGUGGUAAAAGCGUUUGUAUCGACGAGUUACGUAUCCAAUAAAAUAAAUUCUCCG
This is a messenger RNA of Glossina fuscipes, 1838 nucleotides long. RefSeq names its product leucine-rich repeat-containing protein 58. Gene Ontology annotation, molecular function: protein binding. The coding region runs from base 592 to 1677 and encodes 361 amino acids. Lineage: Eukaryota; Metazoa; Arthropoda; Insecta; Diptera; Glossinidae. The record is from RefSeq and is a predicted model, not a curated record. The transcript has 3 exons.